AUGUGUAUCACAGCUUGCUUAAUAUACGGCGGAUUCACACUCAACACCGCGAUUAUUGAGAGGCAUUCGAAGUUUGCUUUCCAGGCACUGGUGAUGACCGGUCUCUGGAUGCAAGGUAUCAACAAGCUGUUUGUGUUUAUUUAUAAUGCACACAAUCUCUACGAAUUGAAUCAGAGUGCUUUAAAAGUCUAUCUCGAUUUCGAAAAUCAUUCGGAUCCCAGAUUUGCCACAAAUCUGCAGGAGAGUUGCGACAGAUUGCGACGUGCUCUUAUUAUUGUGUUCACGUUCUAUUGCGUCGGCGUCAGUGGCAUGAUUAUCUUGCCCCUCACGGUCAAUAUGUUUACCGGGGAGCGUCACUUGAUCAUGCAGUUUUAUGUUCCGGGUAUUGAUCAUACGACUCAGUGGGGAUUUUGGAUAACGCAAGGGUUUCAUGUUUUUGUGCUGAUCGUUGGCGGUUUGGGAAUGUUUGCUGGCGAUUUGGUUAUUCUUGUGCAUCUGCUGCAGUCAUAUAUAUUCAGGGAUGUGCUGCGUCUUAAGAUCGACAUAUUCAACACGUUUGUGGAUGAACCUGGCAAGCAAUCGGAUUCGGAUAUACAGAAAGGACUUGUCGACAUUAUGCAGUUUCAUCAGCUCUACUUGAGUUGCCACACAUUCGAUUAUGGUGGCGCCAUCUAUGUGUCAUCUGAGAUCAUCAUUCUGAAUAUUUUAUAUUCCAACAGUUUCUUCGCUCGCUGCAACGAUCUCUUCUACACGAUUGUAUCCAUCCAAGUCAUCACAGCAGCUGGUUGCUUUAUUCUGACCAUGUUUGUGCUCCUUACCAGCGUUUGGCCUGGUGGCUGGGCUUAUGCAGUUGGUGUAGCUUCCAAUUUGUAUAUUUAUUGCAUACUCGGUACUUUGGUUGAAAAUUGUAACGAUGAUCUCAUCUAUGAGGUCUACAACAUAUCUUUCUACAAUCUGAAUGCUCGCCAGCAGCGUCAAGUUUUAUUCAUGUUAUGCAAAGCUCAAAGCACUGACAUGAUUCAGGUACUGGGUGUUAUGCCAUUGGCCGUGAGCACAGGUCUUCAGGUCACAAAGAGCAUUUAUAGCGUUGCAAUGAUGAUGAUAAACUUUGUUAUGAAAGAAUAAAUUAAAAAUUAAAUGAAAACAGAGCACAAUGAAGUCCACCCCAACCCCAACGUUAUAAAUGCAACGAUAGAUUUUUUUAAUGCACUGCGUGGACGUCGAACUUAUCUUAACAGUUUGAACGAGCUAAGCACCAAUUUUGAAUCUGCUUAUUAAAUAAUGAAAAAUGU
This is a messenger RNA of Drosophila albomicans, 1292 nucleotides long. Its product is annotated as odorant receptor 67d-like. The record is from RefSeq and is a predicted model, not a curated record. Lineage: Eukaryota; Metazoa; Arthropoda; Insecta; Diptera; Drosophilidae. The transcript is spliced from 4 exons. The coding region runs from base 1 to 1125 and encodes 374 amino acids. Gene Ontology annotation, biological process: detection of chemical stimulus involved in sensory perception of smell; sensory perception of smell. Gene Ontology annotation, molecular function: olfactory receptor activity; odorant binding. Gene Ontology annotation, cellular component: plasma membrane.